This is a messenger RNA of Drosophila willistoni, 1211 nucleotides long. RefSeq lists its product as uncharacterized. The coding region runs from base 83 to 736 and encodes 217 amino acids. The transcript has a single exon. The record is from RefSeq and is a predicted model, not a curated record. NCBI's taxonomy places the organism in Eukaryota, Metazoa, Arthropoda, Insecta, Diptera, Drosophilidae.
UGAAUUUCACAGUAUGUGUUUGUGCAUUUGCUGUCUAUUAAUUUUUUAAAUUUACUAAAUUUACAUAGAUCACAUUUUUACCAUGGUCAAGACAAUAGCUGUUUGCGUAGCAUUCCUUUGUCAAUUGCUGGGUUACUCAUUAUUUCUAAGCCAACCUGAGGAUAAAUGCUCACCGGCUCCCAGCCUAGCUAGUUGGAUCUUUCUAUUGUCUACGAUUUGCUUCCUGUCGGACUUUGAUUUAUAUCCAGAACGCUUUAUGCACAUGGCAAACUUUUGGCAAGUGAUCAUCGAAAUUGUGGCAUCCAUUUUUCUAGCCGAGAUCGGCACUGUGAUUAUCUGGUGCGGAUUGGAGCGAUUAAUCUAUGCUUUGGUAGUGGAAUUACUGUGGCUGGUGGGAAUAGGAGAUUGCCUGCGAUGGCUAUUUGAGUACUCGAUUCUGGGUGUUGUGACCACAGCGUUGAGUGUUGCCAUUUUCUGGUACAUCAUCCGAGCCACCGACAAUAUAUAUUAUAUGAAGAAAUAUUGGAACAAAAUAAUAUGGAGCUGCUAUCAUUUUGCAAAUUUGCUUCGAUGCUAUUGGCGGAUUGGUACUAAGGCCAGGGCAAGAGCUCUCAGAGCUUAUAAAAUCGCCUCGAAACGACGACGUCGUCGAAAAAAUGAAUUUGCUUGUGAGGAUGAGGAUGACGAUGGGUAUGGAGACUGUGUCGGAAAUGAGGGCGAGGAUAAAUGUGACUGAGGAAUCGUUAAGUGUCAUUUGGUGCCAAAUUAUUGGCUCACAUUUUCUGCACUCUGUUCAGUAACUUAUCUAGCUUGAAUUUAUUCCCGUCCUGUUUUCCUGGUUUCCUCCUUUUCCCCACUUUUUUUUUUGCGUUACUUUAUGGACUAGCACCGGAAAUUUAGUUUCCCUAUUGCAUAUUUCUCGUCUCCAGACUACAAGCUACUACUUUUCAUCCCCCUCUCAGUUGUUCACUUCUAUCUCCUUUUUUUCUUUUUUUGGCAAUCUGUAACAAUAAAUUUCGUUGGCUGCGGAACAACAAAUCCUAACUCCAGUUACUCAGAGUUAGCUGCCAAAAAAUGUGUCACCAGUGUCGUACUAUGGAGGAUGGGCAGUAAAAAAGUCAAACUGAUAUGAAAAGGAAUGCCAAUGUUGUGCAUGUUUGAGAUGUAUAUGUAAGUGUAUAGAGCGAUCAGGGAUGGAACAGAGCAUAGAU